AUGAUGCUUCCUGAUUCACCACAAAAUAUUGUUGUUGUAAGAGCACCCUCACCAUCAGUUCAUUAUAUAGCUGGUAGUAUGAUUAGUGAUACAUCAAGUAGUAUUUUAUUAACACCAAAUCAUCACCAACAAACAACAGUACAACAACCAAUUCAUUCAUUUAAUCAACCUGUUUCAGAAUCAUGGUGUUUAACAAGUGUUAAAGUUAUUAAAUUUUCAUUUCAUUGGACAAUAAAUAAUUUUUCAUUUUGUCGUGAAGAAAUGGGUGAAGCAUUAAAAUCAUCAUCAUUUUCAGCCAAUGCAAAUGAUAAACUAAAAUGGUGUUUACGUCUUAAUCCUAAAGGUCUUGAUGAAGAAUCCAAAGAUUAUUUAUCACUUUAUUUAUUACUUGUUGCUGCACCAAAUAGUGAUGAAACAAAAGCUAUGGAAUCUCAACGUGCUUAUCGAUUUGUUCAAGGAAAAGAUUGGGGUUUUAAAAAAUUUAUUCGUCGUGAUUUUUUAAUCGAUGAAACCAAUGGUCUUUUACCAGAUGAUAAAUUAACAUUAUUUUGUGAAGUUAGUGUUGUUGCUGAUAGUGUUAAUAUUAGUGGACAAACACAAAUUAAUUCACUUAAAAUUCCUGAAUGUCAUUUAAGUGAUGAUUUUCAAUCAUUACUUGAUAAUUCAUGUUAUUCUGAUGUAACACUUGUUUGUGGUCAAAAAGAAUUUCCUGUUCAUAAAGCAAUAUUAAGUGCACGAUCGAAAGUUUUUCAAGCAAUGUUUGAACAUAAAAUGUUAGAAAAUGAACGUUCACGUGUUGAAAUUGAAGAUAUUGAUGCUGAUAUUAUGUUUGAAAUACUUCGUUUUAUAUAUACGGGUAAAGCACAUAAUCUUGAUACAUUAGCUGAUGCACUUUUACCAGCAGCUGAUAAAUAUUGUUUGGAAAGACUUAAAGUACAAUGUGAAGAUACAUUAUGUACAACAAUUGAUCGUGAUAAUGUUGCUGAUACACUUAUACUUGCUGAUCUUCAUUCAGCAAUGCAAUUACGACAACAAGCUAUUGAUUUUAUAAAUGCACAUCCGCAAGAUGUAUUAGAAACACCGGGUUUUCAAACAAUGAUUCGUACACAUCCACAUUUAUUAGCCGAUGCUUAUCGAGCAAUGGCAUCAUUACAAAAUAAUAUAAUUUGUCCGCCUAGAAAAAAACAAAGAACUACAUGA
Molecule: messenger RNA, 1200 nt
Organism: Rotaria sordida
Lineage: Eukaryota; Metazoa; Rotifera; Eurotatoria; Philodinida; Philodinidae
Source: the annotation of a GenBank genome assembly